Dromaius novaehollandiae (emu) is the source of this 7343-nucleotide messenger RNA. It is a transcript of the gene DDA1, whose product is annotated as DET1 and DDB1 associated 1. The record is from RefSeq and is a predicted model, not a curated record. The coding region runs from base 113 to 421 and encodes 102 amino acids. Gene Ontology annotation, biological process: positive regulation of proteasomal ubiquitin-dependent protein catabolic process. Gene Ontology annotation, cellular component: Cul4-RING E3 ubiquitin ligase complex. The transcript is spliced from 5 exons. Lineage: Eukaryota; Metazoa; Chordata; Aves; Casuariiformes; Dromaiidae.
GGCCAAUGGGCGCGCGCGGGCGGUGGCGGCGGGGCGGGCCGCGAGGGGCGGCGGUGGGUUGAGGCGCGGCGGCAGGGGGAGGGACGGCUCCUCACGACUGGCGGCGGCGAAGAUGGCAGAUUUUUUGAAAGGAUUACCAGUCUACAACAAAAGCAACUUCAGUAGAUUUCAUGCGGACUCUGUAUGUAAAGCAUCAAACAGAAGACCGUCGGUAUAUCUUCCCACAAGAGAAUAUCCAUCUGAACAAAUCAUAGUAACAGAAAAGACAAAUAUACUUUUGCGUUAUUUACAUCAGCAGUGGGACAAAAAGAAUGCAGCAAAGAAGCGAGAUCAAGAGCAAGUGGAAAUAGAAGGUGAGAAUUCGGCACCUCCACGGAAAAUCGCUCGGACAGACAGCCAGGAUAUGAAUGAGGACACUUAAACUCUUGGCUUUCUCCUCUACUACUUUGCAGGCGCUUCCUGUUUUGUCUCAAAGUGUGUAAAUUUUGCCCCUUGCCCCCAUCUCUCACCUCUCCACUAUGCAGCCCAAACCACUUCAGACUUCAUAGGAGCCAAUCUAUUUAUUUUUUUUCUCUGUUUUUUUUAUUUAUGCCGUAAAACUUACAAAGCAAUGGUGGAACAAUUCAGUAAAUGAUGUAGUAUAACCUUAGUUCCUCCUUUCUAAAAACAUACACUGUCACUUUUACAGAUUUUGUUAAAUCUGAUACCUAAUCAACCACAUCUAGCCGUGGAAGCCUGGGUAAGAGAUGUGGGUUACUGCAGAACCCUUCAGUGGUAUAGGCUUUCUGAUUCAUGUUCCCAUUGAUAUAUUACCGUGGUUAGCUCUUCUCUGGAUGUGCCCAGUCCAGCCAUAAGUGCGGGGCCUCUAUCUUUCUCAAGUAUUCUGAAACUGGCACUGCACUAAAAAAAUCAUGGGUGUCAUUUAGGAUUAUGUUGAUUUUAGUGUUGUCAACUUGAUAUAUCAGUUGUAUUCUUUUGGCCUGUUCUGUAAGGGCCACAGUUGUUUGGCAGCAUACGUUAUCACAUGCAUCAGUGGUCAUGGAGAAUUCAAGUGAAAGGUGUGUUGCUUUUGUUUCUCUUAAAUUCUAACAGUCUUUUGGUCUUGAACGGACUGAUAUGUGCAACUUCUCCAUUGGAAUAAAAGGAUACUUUUAUCCUAUCCUGAGUAUUUGAUCAACAGUGUAUUUAAGCAACAGCUGAUGGAAUGGAGUUGGGUAGGCACUCUGCAGUCAGCACUUGGCUGGAUAAGUCUGGGAGCACCUGGGCGACUAGAUCUAGUUCUCUGUCUCGACUGCCGGCUAUGAAUAAUGGUACGCUGUGUUUUCCUGCGAUGUCAGCAUGUCCGGAAUGGAUCCAGGACUUAGAGUUGAUCAAAAUGUGAGCUUCCGUGGUCGCUGUUAAAGACCAAUCUCUUUUGGACUGUGACAGUUCAGUGCCUGUUGCCUGUAACCCUUCAGUGACUCUUCAGUAAGAGCCAAAAUAGACACCCACAAGUCAUCUAGGUGGAUUCAGAAGUUAAGAGACUAAAAGGAAAUGAGCAUCAUCACCUGAAGGGGACAGGAAAGGUGUAGCUUAGUAAUGAUGUCUUGUCUGCUUUAAUGUAAGAAGCUGACUUCACGCUGUGUUAGUUUCAAUUGUCGCAUUUAUAGUUGUGUUUUUUCCUCAUUCACAAAUCCUAAACACCGAUUCAAGAAAUCGCACGAAUGUUUUUCUAGAAAUCCUGGAUAAACCUAGUUCUGAGUGACUGCAGUGGCCAAAAGCUUUGAGGACAGGGUUUCUAUUAUCCCCUUCUCCACAACGUUCCCUUCCAACCAGUGGACACCACGUGUUUAGGUUUGGGGGCAAAGAGAAUAUGAAGGGAGAUAGACUGUUGCUGACAACUAUAUGUUAUGAGGCAGAACUUUGGGAAGAGCAGGGCACAGCUCAUGCUGUGUUUUAAACUUGCAUUAGGCACCAAGUUUCUCAUAUAGCGAGUGAAUUUAACUUAAAGUUAACACUGAAUAGUUUAGACCUUCUGCCUCAAAAGUUACCUUUUUGCUGUGGCAGUAACCUCCAAAUUAUAGGGAUGUCAUUGAAAAUGCCACCUUUGAAGAUAAAAAUACUUAGAUUUCUUUGUAAAUCACUGGCGUUUGCAAGAGGACUCCUCCCAGAGUUACGCUGUCAAAAAGUGCUUUUGUGCAAAAUGCAAGAUGUUAACUGAAGAUACCUUGUUAGCAUCCAGUUUCACAAGGAUGUACUUAAAGUUGAAAUCGAAGAAUCCUGUGAAGAACUGUAAGACACCAAAAGAGGAAAUGGACAUAUAGCUGGUGGUAAAGUGUGACCAAUCUGUGUGUUUAGCAAAGUUUGAGAGCUGCAGCCUUGCAGACUAAUGUUUGUACAGUGCUUUAAAGUUGUAAAAUGCUGUAUAAUUCUUGGCUAAUAUGGCAAGGUUUGAGCUUUGCUGACUUCUCUGCUAGACAGAGUGAUGUACUAUUAAAGAGAGUUGGCAGUUCCUUCCUGUUGUAAACCCCCGUCUUUGUUCCCUCUGUGUCUUUAAAAAUGAUCUUGCUGGUUACAGGAGCCUUUGCUAUAUUUCAAAUAUUUUUAGUAGGUACAAGAAAAAAGUUGGGUGUUUUUCCUCUCCCAAAAGUUGUUUUGAAAUGAUGGAGAAACAAGUUUUUGAAGGGAUGCAAGUUUAAGUAUCAAAUCGUAGGGUUUUUUUUGCAUUGGUGGCUGUGUGCAAACAGUUUGGAUCUUUUUACACCCUAUCCAAUUUAAAGUGAAAGCUCCCUUCUUCCCUCCUUCAUUCUCCAACCUACUUUCCAUGCUGCUACUGGCUCAAGAGUGCUAUCCUCAAGCUAUUGCACUUUGAUCCUAUAUCCACAGCUGUUUAAUACAUGGUAAGUGUAUCAGAUUUGAAUGUUACAUGGAAGAUCUUACUUGCCUAACUCUGACUUCCUGGUGCCUUAGUGCAUUUAAAAAAGGAAACAAAAAACAAAAACCGUGGAUCUUUGCUGACCGGACUGUUUGUAUAAUACCUAGCUCCUCUAACUUCUGAUUCUCUUGUUACAAAGUGACUGAAAUUUAGUGACCCUUAGGGGUUUUUUGUAUAUGUCUGCAUAGUGGUAUUUUUAUUGUUUCUGUUCUCAAUGUAUACUAAAGGUUUAGGUUUUUUAAUGAAAAUUUGAGAUGCUUGUCAGAGAUAAGUAUUUUAGUUGAAUAGUGUAUCUUUUGUCUAAAGUCAAAGCAGCAGAAAUGUGUUUCUUUGAUAUCAGAGGAGGGCGAGUCCUUCCAGGAACAGCCCUUUACAGCAGACUAUCUUGUUAAUAGGCAUCUGUCCUGCCAGGUGAAGUGCUCCUAUGCUACACACCACUAGAGCUUGUGCCCACUGAGAGCAAUUAGGUGUAUGCUGGGUAACUUUAGUAUACUAGGAAGUUAGUCACUGCCUUUCUCUGACAUAAAAGUACACUUGUGACUGACUUGCAGGAAAAGUAAAGUUCUGCUUAGCUUAUUUCUUGAUAUCAUAUGACUCUCUUCUUUUAGAGGAGGAAUAAUGAAAAAGCUCCUCACACAAAAGAAUUGGAAAAGGAAAAAGUUUGAAAGAAAAGAUAGAUUUUUUUUUUUUAGAACAUGUUCUGACCUCAUAGCUGUGAAUUCAUAGGUAAUUGCAUCUGAGCAGUAAAGUCUGUGUUUGUUUGCAUUGAUGGUUGACUCUUGAAGCUUGCUGAGUUACUUUAUUUUAUCUAAAUACUCAGAUAACAUUAGCAUGUUCAGCUUUCAAGCUGUUUCCUGUUUCUGUCUGUGGAAGUUUUUGAGACCAUCAUGGUCAAGGCCCUGAGCAACCUGGUCUGAAUUCAGUAUUGACCCCACUUUGCGCAGGAGGCUGGAGGUGACCUCCUGGGGUUUCUUCCAAACGGAUUUAUGCUGUGAUUCGGUGGUAGUAAACACAGGGGAAAAAAUGCGGCAGGUUGGAAGAUUUGUUUUUGUGUGAAGCUGGCAAGCUGUGAAGUCCUGUUACCGAAACUUACGGAGUUUGCAGGCAUGUGCAAAAGCGUUUGACAAGGAAACAGCCCUGAAACUACAUUGUGCUACAAAGAAUAGUGAUCUGCAGCAAUGGUGUGAAAAUCCGGAUUGAGAGGGGAAGAAGGGAGCCACCCAACUCCCCCGUCUGCUUACGGCUGUGACGAGGCUUGGACCUAGGCUGCCAUUUGUUUAAACUCUUAACCACAGGAAUAGUUGAGAAAUUUUUAGGUGCAUUUCACUACAAGAGAACAGGCUUUUAGAACCACUUAGAUGUGUUAGAUCUGUGUGCGUGUGUGUUGGGUUUUUUUUAAGUGUUUUCUUAGCCUAGAAGGGACGUGAAGCAUCAGGAGGGUAAGAGAAAAUCCCAUGAAUAGUGAAAUGGGACUCGGGCAGGUUCAGUGAUGACCAGUUCUCACCUGGCAUGGCUAUAUGUAUUUAUGGUGUUGGGGAUUUGUGUCCCAAUGAUGGUUUUCAGAGCUAGUUGCUGAGCCAGGUUGUGAUGAAUCUGAAGUGUAAAGUUAACCUGAAUGCUGUUUUCUGUUAUCCUCUCCCUGGUGAGAAUGGGGUAUGUGUGCCAAGCUGUUUAGUGAACUCCACGUGUGUGUAGUUGUUUGGGGGUUUUUUUGAAGGCCAUUGACAUGGAGCUGUACAGCUUGCUUUGGAGUAUGAUUGACUGGAAAACGGGUUUCCUCCCCUCUCCAGUGUGUGCCUUAUGCAGCAAUUCAGUUAAUAUUUGGACUGUUUUCUAUAAGGCAAAUUGUUGAACAUGCUGGACAUUAUCUUAAAUUUUUCACUUUAUACUAGAUAGAUAUAGUAGGUAUAAUUCCAAAGCUUUUUUUUUUUUUUGGUAAGCGCCUUGACGCUUUGCCUUAAGGGCAAAGACCAAGCAGAAGUCUUGAAAUUUUUUUUGUUUGUUUUAAACACUGUAGCUAUCAGCUGUAUUAUCACUUACCAUUUCCUGUGUUGUUUAUAUGCCACUAACUUCAUUUUUUUCUGUUUUUAAGAUUUCCACUUGCAUAUGUAUAAUAGGAAAGCUAACUUGCUUUUCUGGGUUAAUGAUGUCAGCCUGGCAGCAGGGGAAUUGUGCGACUUAGCGAGCGUGGCUAGAGGGAUUCUAGCUGAUCUGGCUGUGUCAGGUUUUGCAUCACAUCUUUUGAAGUAUAACAAACGGUGGGAAAUCCUUUCUUAAGAGAGGGUCGAAUAUACCUGGGAGCAGCUGAGGGUAUUUUGGGGAGAAGUGUGGAGGAUGUGCUGGUCAGUGCCCCUGGAAGGGGGUAUUGCAUCAUGAGCUGAGCACAGACUGACCUUCACGCUGUGCUGACUGUGCAUUAAGGUUUCUCUUCUGCUGGUUCACAAAUGUAUGUCCCCUGACAGCGGAGAAUGCAGUCCUGGGAUCUCAUCUAACAGCUCCUCUAGGAUGUUUACUGCCAGUUAUUAUUUGAAAAGGCUGAGUAAGCGGCCUGUCCAGGUGGACUGACUAUGCCACUUGCCAGUUUACUUGUGGGUCUAAUGGCUGCAUCUGAGCUGUACUAAAUGGCAUGCCUCUUGGCCUGUAUUGCUCAUCCGAGAGCAGAUAGCCUGCUUGAAAUGCGUGCAGUGUUCUCCAUGGCUACUGAGUUAUGUUUUAUGUAAAAGGCGUGUGUCUUCUUGAGAGUUUAAUGUUAGAGUGGCAGUAGGACUUCUAGAAUCUCAUUUUCUUGUUUCAACUUCUGGAAAAAAAAUUUUCGUAGACACUGAAAAUAAAAGCUUGGUGGGGAAGAGCAAUUUUGUAACUGAAACAUGGGAAUAAAAUAUCAGCUUUCAAAUUCUCUUUAACACUGAGUGUUUUAAAAAAAAAAAAAAAAAAAAAAGAAAAGCUUUCCUAGAGUGUCCCCAGAUAUGAAGAACUAAGACUCAUCACGUGUGAUUUUAGUGUUAGGUUGUUCUAGGAAUAAAAAAAUGUUUUACUGGUGUUCUUAAUGCUUUCUGAGGAGUUUGCGUGGCUUUAACCUUUUAUGGUGGAGUUUGUUUUACUGAUGUAAACCUGCAAGUAGGUAUUCAGGUAGUAAGAUUAAAGGGCAGCACUGUCAAAGCUGUACCCUAUUUCAGUGUUUUCUAACGUGGGAGGCGGCUGGCUGAAUCGCUUGGGUGACAUGAGGUAAGCACGCACAUCUAUGGACCAGUGUUCAGUGCGGAAUAGGCUGCAGUUGCAGACAAGGUUUUCCACAGAUCGUCAGCUGUUUUCUUGUUCCUUCCACUAAACAGCUCCUCGGCCAGCAUUCAGAGGUGAGAGGCAGCCCUUGUUCCUCAGCCAGCCGGCGCUGCGGGAAAGCGAAGCUGCCUUGUGCACAAUGAGGAUGGUAGUUUGUGCUCUGCUUGCUCUAACUCUGUUUUUAAUGUCUUCGUUUUCGUGACCAAAGCAAACUUCACUUGGCUAGCAGACUAGCAGUAGCGUUGCACUGGCAUCCUCACUGCUAGCAGCUUCAUAAACAAGGACAGCUCAUCCCUGUUAGCUCUUCAGGAACUGCAGUGCUGUAAUUCAUGGUGUGUUGCCAUUAAACACACGGUGCUUUUCUGAGGGAGAAGAUGCCGAACAGUAUAACUGGUCGAAUGCUCUUCCCUGCUUUGAUGAGCAGCAUGUACGUGGAAGUGUAGAAGUGAGCGAGAUGGUCAGGACUAGUGGCCGUGUAUCCGGUGGAACAUGCUAGCGCAGCUGGUGGAAAGCGGGACUAGCCGUUUAGUUCUGUAACAAUGGCUCGGGGGGAUUACAGAGACAUCGAGAUGGAAAGCGAGCAGUGACUAAUCAAUUAUUGUAAGAAAUAGCGUGGAAUCUGAAUGGAUGAUCAGAGCUGAGUCACUGCAUUGUCUGUGGUACAGUCGGACUGGAUUUCCAAAUGCAUUCAUUUCUUAUUAAUCAGAGCACGGCGUGUGCCAUGAAUAGGCUUUACUGUUUUUUCUUUUUUUUAGCUAAACUACCCUCCCUUUGACCAGUUCCACAUCAUAGCUGAAUGUCUGAGUGUGGGUCGGAUCCUUCUAAGUCAUCUGCAAUUGCUUUUCUGACUCCUACGGUCUGUUCAGAACACACAAUCCCAGGCUGAUUUUCACAAUGCAGUGUUAAGCCUGUGAGUCUGCGUUACUUGCAACCUGUCUUUGCAAUUUGACUUUUCCUCUUUUGCAAAAAUACUGUCUUUUGGGACUGGGAGAAGGUUUUUCCUGAAAACUGCAUGUUGGCAGAAGGGCUGCUGUCGUGGAGUAACUGUAAAUACACUGUUAGUCGAAUGUCAUGGCCGCUGGAUUUUUGCCUUUAUUUUUAAACUAUUCCAUGUUUGAUACUGUAUAAUAAAUUUGCAGAAUUUAGAGGA